Messenger RNA from Umbelopsis ramanniana AG, 5090 nucleotides. RefSeq lists its product as uncharacterized. Bases 25 to 4932 code for a protein of 1635 amino acids. Gene Ontology annotation, biological process: replication fork processing; double-strand break repair via homologous recombination. The record is from RefSeq and is a predicted model, not a curated record. Gene Ontology annotation, cellular component: nucleus; Cul8-RING ubiquitin ligase complex. The transcript has 4 exons. Lineage: Eukaryota; Fungi; Mucoromycota; Umbelopsidomycetes; Umbelopsidales; Umbelopsidaceae.
UUUUUUGAUCGCUCAUAUGUCCCCAUGGCUUCAUCGCCGGGCGAGUCAGCAAGUACGAAUCCUUGGGAUAGCUUUGUGCUCUCUACCACAAGCAGUCAAGAAUAUGUCGAUGAAAAAUCUCUACAAACGGUAGCCAGCCACCUUGCUGCCGAUCCUAAUGCCUUGGAACUACAAUGCAUCACCAGUGCGGACGACCAAAGCAGUUCCAAUGCUUCUACAUUCCCACUACUUGGCAUUGAAGGGCUGGUGCCAGAAACACCACCAGCAGCCUCUCCCGAAUGGCAGUAUGAGUCGUCUACACCGGACGAGGCGGUUGGAGAAGCACUAAUAUCUCCAAGUAUUGUAUUGGACUCUGCAUAUCUACGAUCUGGUCACAUCACCAUAGACUCUCAACCUAUGUCUAACGAUGGCACCGCAGAUGAAGGGUUAAAGGAUAAAACUGUGCCCUUAAACUCGUUUGAAGGGACCAGUGAUAGCUCACACCCGGAAAGUGAAAGUCUCGAUCCAAUGGAUAUUGUUUUGCUCACCGUCCCUACCCUAGAGGCUCAUAAUCAACAGAUUCCGUUACGGCCAGAUUUUUUUGACCGCAUCCGUCAACCAACAUCAUCCGAAAUAUCUCCUCCUACCAUUCUCCAUAGCGACAUAGAGUCCAAUACAUUGAAUAUCAAUCGGCAAUACGGUGAACGAUUAUUGCGCAAGCGAAGAGAUAUACAAUUGCAUCCGUUCACAAUCGAAAAACUACAGUACAAAGCUCAAGUUGGUCACAUUCACGACUCUCAUCUUUCUCAAUCUGAAAUUCAAAAACGACGGGAUAUUAGAGAAAAGUAUGUACAGCAUGACAAGGAGUUUCUUGAAAGGGCAGCCGCUGCUCAAAAGGCGAAACCAGCGGCGUCUAGGAAGGAACACAUUAGGCGUGUUGCACCAAACCAGCGUCGUCAAAUACACAAACAAGUUCUACCGAUCGCAUCGACAUCCAAGACGAACACCUUACAUUCUCGGACACCUAGAGCAAAAGUGACAUACAAAAAAAAGAAUGUGAUUAUAUCAGCCAACAACGAUGGCAAUAAAACAAGUCCUCUCCAGUCCACACAACGCACUGAAGUUUUACCGUCACAAAAUGGCGCACGGAGGACAAUGCAACAACAGCUGGAUCUACUAUUUCCUGAAUUUUCAAUAGACAAUGUAGAUACGCAAGACAAUGAUACCCGAGAAAAGAGGAAGAGACGACGAGUCAUACAGGAUGAAAGCGAUACGGAUGAUGGCAGUGUUCAAUACCUAGGUGAAGCGGAGACGAUAGCCUCGUCUAGUGCAGAAGAGGACUCACUGGAAGGUCCCAGGAAUCGAUCUUCCAAAGCUCAAGGGCGGCUUGAUGUCCUCAAGGAACGACGAGCUCUCAGAGGAAUAUUACCAAUGUCGUUCACCAAAGUGUUUAGUAAGGAAUUGACCGAGGAUGAAAAAUUGUUACAAGCUCAAAGGAGAGAAAAUCAACAACGGAGGCGAAACCGCGCUGGAUCAGAUAACCUAGCAAAAGAGGUCAGUGGAUUGAGUAUUGCAACCGACCAAGGUGAACACCAAGGAUACGCCAAUAAUUUCACAGCGGAAGCACUCAAUGUGAACGACAUAUUCACUGAUGAUGAAGAAGCAGAUGGCAACGAUGAGCGAAACGACGAUGAUGUCUGGGAUUUGGAGGAUUGGCUUGGGCAGGCAAACGACGAAGCACCGAUACAGGAUGCUGAGGAAUCACGCAAUCAAGAAACCCCAGCCGUACUGCGUGACAAGGAUCCUAUCGAUAGAAUGAUAAUUCGAAGCACGACUUCAAAGCGUUCUGGAAAGUCGAAAUCAGCCCUCAUAUCAAGGACAAAGUCUUCUUCCACGGAUACCAAUCGAAAUAGGGUGUUGAAGUAUUCAAAUCGAUCUCCUGUUGUGAAGCGAACCAACCAACCUCGAAAACCAGCGAGACAGCAAAAAAGCUCUCGACGUUCAAGGCAGACAUCAUCUCAUGUGGAUCGUGGCCGACAGAAGCAGCAGCGGAUAUGGCGUUUCAUGGAUGUGAAGAAAGCAAGAACAAGUCCGUCGUCCGCAACUCGCUUGUCUCAGCCCGAAUCAACACUCGAGGCAGAGGACCAGCAUUUCAAACAAAAAAGAGGGAGUAAAGAGGAUCUGCCUGCUUGGGUUCAGGCACUUCUACAAAGUAAAAAUAAGUUGAGACCGGAUACUGCCCAGGACAAUCCUCAAACCGUUCGACCCAUCAUUCCUUCUGGCGUUGGUCUCUUUUAUCAAUCCGUUGCUGAUGUGACCAAGAUCAAUUGGUGGCAACGACGAGGCCGAAGACGACCUUUGACAGAUACUCUGGAAAACACUGAACCUACCGAUGUUCAACUUGAGCAACAGUACUGGGAACAUGUAGUCGAUCACCGAGAUGAAUCGUCGCCAAGUAGCAUCGAUAGUGAUAUUCAAAUCAUCAAUCCGCAACAACGACCCAAGAAAUCCAUGUCCUCCAAGAAGAAGCGCAAGGUCCAUUCAAAGCAAUCCGACUUGUUUGCUCAUCAUGGAUUUUCAAAGGCCUUUGAUGACCCUGUUGUUCCCGUCAAAAUUCGCUCGGCAGCACCAUUGAAAACGCACAAUAAGGUUGACACGAUAUCUUCAAGUCCAAACAUCUCUUCUACGCAUGGACCGACGGAAACUCAAAUGGCGUUUAUUCGGUUUUUCAAUGAUACCCGCGUCUUUCCAACUACGUUCAGUCCCAAAGAACUGGGAAUGCAAUGGCGCUUACCUAAGGACGGAUUUAUCAUGCGAGGUUUUUUUAAACAAAGCGCCGAAUGCAAUAUCGUGCCGAAUGCAUCUGUAGACUAUAACCAGCUUGUCACAGAGAGUGGAGCAUUUAAAGUGUUUGGUCGUUCCUUUAACAUCAACAGUGGUGGCUGUCUGCAAGAUCUUUUGGAUAUGAUACUAGGGUUCUUUUGGGAAGCCAUGAAGAAGUUUCAAGAUAUGGAGUCUGGUAUACUGGAGAGCGACGCGUUCAUUGUCGAGUUUGGCGAAUUUCUGGCGUUUGUGACCAUUUGGUUACGACAUUGGGUACCGCUUCUUCCGUCCGAGGAACGAAAACCGUGUGAAGACCUUGUUAUCAAGCAAUCAGCUUCGUUUCAAAGACGAAUUUUACAUUCUACCAAAUUGCAUACUAUUCUCAAAUCGAGCGAUCCCUCUGUGUCACUUUCAGUUUCUGUCACACAGAUGCUGCUAAUGUGGUUUGUCUUCUCCAACCAUUGGGAACAGCAAAUUGGACACAACAGCUUUUUACUGCAGUGUAACUCUCAACUGGAUCUCAUGCAAGCUUUACUAUUGUGGCUGGGUCCAGAACCUCUAAGCACUGGAGAUGCUAUCAGCUCAUUUGCUUUGGAGGCAUGGAUAUACUACCUUGAUAAAUUGGUCACCACGAGUUCGCUUGAUAAGUUUUCCACUCUGAUGGCCCACAUCAAAAAAUUCUGCAGGUCGGAUGGGUUGGACCCAUGGCAUACCGCUGAGGUUAUAUGGCAAUGGCUGUUUGUAUUGAAGGAGAUUGAGCAAUACGGCAAUCACGAAGAUCAAACAAAGGAUCACAGUCAGCUCUGGUUCGCGGUGCACGACCUCCUCAAAGAUACUCCUGUGUUGAAUGCGGAGAGCGAGCUGUCCUACUCUGAGAUGCUACAUGUGACAAAUACUCAGUGCAAGGAACAUGUCGAUGACUAUAUUCGAGCUCUGUUCAGUCGUGUGCAUCAGCUAUGUCGAUUAUACCCAUCACCGACCAGUCGCAAAGCUAUUCUUCAGCUGCAUUCAUUUUAUCUCCUUCAACGAUUCCAAGAUUUGGCCACAGAGCAGGAUUCAUCGUUUCCAGAGUUCUUCAUUGACUUUAUUGGCUAUAUUCCGCACGAUGUCUCGCCCGAUGAUAGCUGUUUUCAUAUAUUUUUGAAAAUACUAUGUAUUACGCUGCAGCAAGAGCAAGAUGCCACAAGUCCGGCCAUGGAAAAGGAACGCAGACAGCUGAGAAGAUUUAUAUCGCAACUGGUACCCACUCAUAUCAUGACCAUACGCAACGGUGAUCAUGGCAGUUAUACAGCAUUGGGCAAUCACUUCAACUUAAGCAUGCUGUUCGCUCACGCGGUAUCCAGUGACAUCAUGCGACGUUCAAUUGUCCAAGCCAAGUCGUUUCUCAACUUUCACGAAAGCGAUUCGACGGCACGAAAGAUGUAUUUCGAGGCAUUCACACUGUUGGCUAGAAUCUAUGCGUUUCAUGACGACCGUGAUGGAUUGUGCUGCAUUGUUCAGCUGUUGAGCGAACGAUUGGGGUCCCUUGUCGAGGAAUAUGGCAGUAUGCAGGCUCGACAGUCGAUGGCCAAACAGGGGUUCCUCCCUGUUGAUGACUGGCUUGCUGAUCUAAACGAUCGCCGCGAUUUGAUUGAAAGCGCCUUCAUUUACAUAUGGAAAAUUGUCCGUGAUGCUGUCUCUGUAGCGGCCGGAUGGUUUGAGCUGACUUCUAUAAGUCUUGACCAAGCAUGGAGUUGUAUUUUGGACAUCACCACCUCGUAUCCUGACGGAACGCGGCUUUAUGCAGUCAACUUUAUCCGAAGUAUCCUUGCUGUUCGUCAACAACGGGUCGCUCGACUCAAAGACCAAACCACUCACAGUACAGCACAAGAGCUGUCAUUAUCCUUAAAAUCAAGUGAUAGUCAAGACUUUGACAUGUUUGACGACUUUGAUUAUGAGGCCAUCGAUAUGCAAAUUGAAAAAGUUUAUUUUGACGAUGCUGACCGUCGUUUAGCGCAGACCAUCAAGUCAUGGGUGUUGGUGGCGCUUCAGUCGUUACUGCCACAUACACCAUCUGAUAGCGAGCUACAACAGGCCACUCAAUUGGCUGUGAAUGAAUGCCAACAGCUACUGAAUGACCAUCGUAUGUGACACCCUCCCCCCAUGUUUAUCACAACCCCCUUCGGCCCGACUUGCCGCUGAAGAAAGGGAUCUCGCGCCUCCUGUAUAUAGCAAAAAUUGUAACAUUACCAUGUCUUAGAAUCACUAUCAAAAUGGAUCGCACUAGAUUAAAGUUACACACAAGUCGC